Molecule: messenger RNA, 693 nt
Organism: Trichomonas vaginalis G3
Lineage: Eukaryota; Parabasalia; Trichomonadida; Trichomonadidae
Product: phage tail repeat-like family
Exons: 1
Coding region: 1-693 (230 amino acids)
Source: RefSeq, a predicted model, not a curated record
AUGUUAGACAGUAAAGCCGACAAAAAUCAUACACAUAAAUCCUUCACUACUGUUAGAGCAGACGACAUAAUAUUGAACUAUGAUUUGGGUUCAAGUGCACCUUUAGAGAAUCCGAGUACAAGCGUAAAAGAUACUCUUAACAAUUUAGAUAAGAGUUGCAGGAAUAUCGAAGAUCAUGCCAGAAACUUUGAAGCAUAUGAACUACCCGCAAUGUUAGACAAGAAAGCAGACAAAACAGAGCUUCAAACAUUAAAGACUCAGAUUCUUGAAACAUUAUAUCCUAUAGGCUCUAUUUAUACGUCAAUGAACUCAACAAAUCCAGCAACAGUUUUAGGUUUUGGUACAUGGCAGCAGAUUGUAGACAAAUUCUUAUACUGUGCUAACUCUUCAAAGCAAACAGGAGGUUCGAAGAAAAUUACUGAAGCAAACCUUCCACCGCACACUCAUACAGGAACUACAAACUUUUCUGGCGACCAUAGCCACUCAUUAAGAGACCAUCCAUUAUACAACUCAGAGUAUGAAGCUGGCAAUGAUGUUUUAUCUCCAUCUUAUAACAAUUCAGCAAAAAAGACUUUUCGACCAACUGAACCAGGAGGAAAUCAUGUCCAUACUUUCACAACAAAUCCAACAGGCUCGGGUGCAGAUUAUAUGCCACCAUUUGUGACUGUAUUUGCAUGGUACCGCGUUCAAUGA